CCUAGGCUUGCAGGUCUUGGGACCAAGGCGCCGGUACAUGUUCAAGCCGGGUUCAUAUCCCUUAGAGGACGUCACCCCACGGCGGCAGUCCUUGCUAGCUUAGUAGCUCAGCACUGUUGCAUUGGAUGAUCUGGAGAUUGCUCUCGUCCGUCCGCCUGGAAAAUUGGGGUAAUCAUGGGGAAACGGAAUCGCAUCGCGGGCCGGAUCUUGCAUAUAUGAAUUGCGUCGCCCUCGUUAUGGAGUGUUCCUAUUGACCUCACCCUCGUCCACGCCGGCCUCGUUCUUUCAAGAUAGGUUCUCUCGUUUCUCGCCCGAGUUUCAUUGUUACCAGACGGUCAAGAUGCACAUCCAAUCACUCACCGUUCCCCUCUUGGCGGCGUCCUUGCCCCUAGCCUCGGCCCAGCUUGACUACUACGCGAAGAAAGCAGGCUUGCUGUACUUUGGUGCUGCAACUGACUCCCCGGGACAGCGCGAGCGCGCUGGUCUGGAAGCAUCUUACGAGCAAUACGACGCCAUCCUCGAUGAUAUCAACGAGUUCGGCCAAACAACCCCGACUAACGGGCAAAAGUGGCUUUUCACCGAGCCCUCGCCGGGCGUUUUCAACUUCACAGAGGGUGAUAUCGUGACCUCCAUCGCCGAAGAGAACGGCCAGAUCCUCCGCUGUCAUGCCCUUGUCUGGCACAGCCAGCUCGCCCCCUGGGUUGAGAAUACAACAUGGACGCCCGAGGAGCUCACCGAGGUGAUUGUCAGACACAUCCACGAGGUUGCCGGCCACUACAAAGGCAAGUGCUACGCCUGGGACGUCGUCAAUGAGGCUCUCAACGAGGAUGGCACCUACCGCGAGUCCGUUUUCUAUAACGUUCUCGGCGAGGAGUACCUCAAGUUGGCCUUCCGCACCGCGGCCGAGGUCGAUCCGGCGGCGAAGCUGUACUACAACGACUACAACCUCGAGUCGGUCGGUCCCAAGAGCGAGGGCGCCAAGCGCAUCGUGAAGCUGCUCCAGGACGACGGCAUCAAGGUCGACGGCAUUGGUAUGCAAGCUCACCUCGUAGCUGAUAGGGCGCCUAGCCUGGACCAGCAAGUCGAGGUCAUUCGCAGCUACGCCGAGCUCGGAGUCGAGGUUGCCCUCACAGAGCUGGAUGUCCGUGUCGAGCUCCCGGUAAAUGAGACAAACCUGGCGUGGCAGAAGGAGGCGUACAAGAACUCUACCAGUGCCUGUCUUCAAGUAGCGGCUUGCAUUGGCAUCACGAUCUGGGACUUCUACGACCCCUUCAGCUGGGUUCCCGCCGUCUUCCCGGGUGAGGGUGCUGCCCUUCUCUGGUUCGAGGACUUUAGCAAGCACCCGGCUUAUGAUGGCGUUCUCGAGGCAUUGAAGAACACGACUGCGGCUCCCUGUAGAAGAAGGCGGUCCUUGGGGUCUGGCAAGAGCAAGAAGCUGUUCUAGUUAGUGAUAUAGGUGAAGGGGUGUCGGGUGGGCUUUGCACCAACCGUGAUUGUCAAAAGCUUAGCUGAGGCAAAGUAAUGAGGG
Colletotrichum scovillei is the source of this 1528-nucleotide messenger RNA. RefSeq names its product glycosyl hydrolase family 10. Gene Ontology annotation, biological process: carbohydrate metabolic process. Gene Ontology annotation, molecular function: hydrolase activity, hydrolyzing O-glycosyl compounds. The record is from RefSeq and is a predicted model, not a curated record. Bases 341 to 1444 code for a protein of 367 amino acids. The transcript has 3 exons. Lineage: Eukaryota; Fungi; Ascomycota; Sordariomycetes; Glomerellales; Glomerellaceae.